AUGAACGUCUUCUCAGCUAAACCACCGCCGGACACCGCUUGCACUGCGAAACGUGGUCACAGCAGUCCCCUCUCCGUGUCGCCUAGCUCCUCUAAGACUAGAGCAAGCGGAUCCACCAGCGUCCCCUCAUCAUCAAUGACGAUCAGUAUGUCGUUCGGCAGCCAGGGCAGCCCGGUCGUAGCUCCCCGUUCCCCGCUCGACCUUUCACACGCCGCCACUGAUCCCCUCAGCCCUGUAGCGACCGCCACUUUCAAGACGGAAGACUGCCCAAAGCUCCGUAAGGCAGUUGAGGAAGGCGAAGAGGAGGAUAUGGAGACUGAGGUAACUGCGCUGGACGGAUCCCCGGCUGACCAGCGUCCUCCAACCUUGGCCGCAGGAGAGGGCGUUGUCUCCCCCAGUGGCCGAUCGGCUUCCCCCUGCUCCCCUGCUAGUUCUCGCGACAGUGUCCUUGUGGAGCCCCUCAAGAGAUCGCAGAAUACUGCCAGUGGGACUGAACGGGAUGGCGGCGAGACCACAGAUCGACGUCCCCGACUGAAUUCUAUCUCCACUUCCACGAGCCCCUUGAGAAGUUCAAACGAUACGGAGUUAGUCACGACGGCGGUACCAGCCACCAAAAAGACGCCUAAAACCGACGAUGUCUCCAGUCAGUUGAAAGUUCUCGUCGACUUUCUUCGGUCCGUUGCUGGACGUGCAGAAGGCGGCACUGAGGAUGGCAACGCCACACCGAAAUUGCUCCUCCCCCAAGCUACUGCUCCUGCUACCCCUCCUCCUCCACCUCCGCCGCCACCGCCGCCACCAGCCUCUGUUCUGCCGAACCCCCUCAACGACGUCGCCUCCUCAUUGCUUGCGCUUUUCGGCGGUCAGAAGUUGACGCGAGUUCCAUCCAAGUCAAAGGAUCCAGUGGCCGACAUAACGGCGCCAAUCUCGCCACAGCCAUCCGCGGUAACUGCUGAGGGACGAAACCUCUUGACCGAUCUACCAGCUUCGCGUGACCUGCUUUUCCAGUUGGGUCAACAACUGAUGGCCCUGGCGGCGACAUCAGGUGGGACGCCACAGGCAGCGGUGCCACCGGUUUCCAAACCUCCAGCCUCACUUGGCGGCCAGGCGCUACCGCCUAACAUCCUGCCGGACAUUAUGCUACUUUCCCCUCCGCUAGCAGUGCCAAAAACAGCAGCAGCAACUACUGUUUCUCCAGUCUCUUCGGGCUUAACUGAAGCUAACCGAGGCGGAACUCCCGUCUGGAUGUCAUCUAGGGGACCGACUGCAUCAUCUACCACGUCCACUGUUGGUCGUCAGUCCAAUCGACAGGCCGCAGUAAGCGACGUCUUGCACCAACCACAGCAACCAAUCCCUGCGCCAACAAUCAACACCACUCACAUCACUGCCGAUCCCACUCCUCAACCACCCAACCUCAGCGGAAUCUCCAUGCGAGGCAAUCAGAAGUACAGUGCCUUCUACCAGCAUCACCGCAAACAGGCACUGAACGUCCCACAGUCGAACCUAGAGAAUCCCGAGGAGGGAUUCCUCCGAGGCCAAUCGACCAACCUCCCUAGCCGUGCAGGUGGUGCUGGGUUUCCUGGAGGCCGGCGUUGCAACGGGCCAUCCAACCGUGGAGAUCCCCUCCCACUUGGGGCUGCUCGCUUCUCCUCUAACGCCUCCGCCGGUGACAACAUGCUUCUCAAGUCCACUGCGGGCGUUCGUCUGCCGACGCAGGUCAGUCCUGAAGGGGGCCUGUCCGGAAGCCUGCCUACACUCACUUCUUCGCGCUGUUCCCGAGAGACGGCCUUCUUGUGCAGUUGCGGGGAGGACUUCGACAGUCUCUAUGUUUUCACCCUACACAUGAAAGACACCGGUCACAAACCUCGCAGUAGUCAACCCGACCGGGACAUUCCGAAGUUAGUGCGUGGUCAGGACAUGUGGAUCAACAGUGAGACGGAGCAAACACGCGAGAUCUUGCGUUGCAUGCGUUGCAAUCAGUCCUUCCGCAGCCUGCCCGAACUCACGAUGCACAUGAUGAAAACUAAUCACUAUUCAGAGAUUGUCUAUAGUGACGCGGGACGUAAUCUACUGGCAAGUCAGGCCCUCUCUAGCGUCGGCGGAGAUGCUGGUCGUGCGGACAAGAAUCGCUCCUUACCGGGGACUUCGUCUGCGGGUCCCGGUUCUCUCUGGGCCAGUGGAGGUCUAAAGUACCCGGGAUCCAGUUCGUAUAAACGCGGCGGACGCAGUAUCUCAGCCAGCACAACAAAUGGCACGGGAGCAUUUCAUGCCAAAGCAUCACCCUCACUGGCACCGACAGAGCGGCCACAGCAGACCUGCCGAUCAGAUGAGGAGUCCAGUUCGCGAGGCAGCAAUAACCCUCCGCUCUCGAACGAGCACCGGCCGGCUUCACCACAGCACUACCAACAGGACUCACCUGCUAAGGUUUUGAGACUUGAACACAAUCACCAACCUUUGCGUCAGGGGGAGGGCGAAGAGGAGGAAGCAGCAGCAGCUAAGAGUGGCGUGGAGCUCGGAAAGCGAACCUCGGAGGAGGCAGCUGCUGAACCCUGCCAGAGGCCUGCCAGUUCACACGAACUGCAAACGAAGUCGCCUAAACCGGUCAGAUCACCGGACACGUACUCCUGUCCCUCAACUCUCCAGCAUGCUGAAGAGACUGAAAACAAAGUGGUUGCAGCGGCGCCGUCUCCAGGCAAGGACAACAGCGAGGGGGAGAGCAAGUAUUCCACUGGCGCAGCUGAGGUCUCUCACUCUCCGAGUUCGAGUCGCGGCACCUCGAGCCCUCAGUGUGGGGAUAGAUGGGAGAAACCAGAGGGUGAUUCGUCGGACACACGACGGAGUCAAGGCUGUUCAGACAGUGUUAUUCGUCAGAUUGAGUCCUUUGUGGAAAAGAGUCUACCCUAUCCGGCGAUUUCAAGUCCAGUCAAAACAAACUGGCAUAGAAGUAAUCCGGGCGCCAGUUCUCUCCUGAAGGGAGUACACACAGCUUUUGGGGGCCUCUUCCCGAGACCGAAUCAGUCUCCGAUGGGUGCGAAUUGCUACGACAUGCCCAGCCUAGAAACCAGCAGGUCAAGCUCCAACCCUGACAGGGCAGGUCAGCGAAAGAGACGUUACUCCAGCGGAUCCUCGUCAAGCGCGGCCGCAGCUCCGUCAGGCUUUAGCAGUCAACUCCCGACCGAGGUGGAGGUGGAGAAAGCAUCCAACCAACUCUUCGGCGCCCCCGCUCAGUGCGAUAUGAUGGAUACCAGCACGACACUGGGUGCCAGCGAAAAUCCCCUGUCCUCUCUGCAGAAGCUAGUGGAAACUACACACCAAGUCUCCGGCAACGUCAAGAGUCUCGGUUCUCCCCUGCGUCCAUCUUUUUCCUCCUUCGGCGGCGGCGGUGGUGUUUGCCAACCUGGCGACAAGGCGAAUUCGCCCUCUCCAGCCUCCUUAAGCCAUACACCCACCAGCGAGGUUGAUCUCCUGAAGCUAAGCCUUCCAGUCGUCAGCACCGCAGUGAAACCACCCAACUCCCAGGCUGGUUUGGCCUCAGCCGUCUCAGCUCUCUACUCUUACAUGUCUAAGGCUUCAUCCAUGAUCCCUGGAAAGCUGUCGACACCUCCGAAGACGAUCGCUACACAAACGACCGGCGGCGACACAAUUACUGCUUCUUCUUCUUCUGCUGCUGCUGGUGGCGGUUGUAGCGGAGAGUCCGCCAUCUUCCCCACUCCGGACAUGAAACUACUGACUGAUCUCAUCGCCUUGCAGAGUGGAGGUGGUGCUGCUGCUACUACUGCUGGUGCUCUCACCCCAGAUCUGGAGACAGGAGCAGAAGCCACUCAAGCAGAAGUCGGACUAGCACGUGAUUUGCCACCUGCGUGGUUGGGCCUGCUCACAAUGGUCCUGAAUGCGGCAGCUAAACAGUCUGGUCUACAGAUGCUCACCAAGAACUGGCCCAACACUACUUCCGAAGGCGGCGAGCAGGCGGAGGCGCAGGAUAAAAAGUCAGAUCUGCGGCCCCUGGACAUGUUGGAUGUUACAGCGGCGUCGCUCUCCUCCAGCGCGGCUGCUGUCGCCGCGGUCGCCGCUAUACAAUCCCAAUUUCUUCAGCCGCCAGGUUUGUUUGGUCAACCUGCAGGAGUCCUAAAUUUCAGUAGCAGUGGCGCCAACACCUUCGGACUAUCAUCUCCGGCCUUUCAGGCCAUACCCGGACGGGGUCCGCGAGCAUGCAGUCUACCGAACACAUCCCUCUCCCUACCGGUCCACAUGAGUACCUCUGCGGGAGGCGCUUCUGCUACCGCCGUCGCCAACUCUGGCAGUAUGGUUGCAAACAUAACGAAGAAGGCCAAGUGCCAUUUCUGCGGCAAGCCAUUCGCCAACAAGGGUCAAGUGCGAUUGCAUAUAAGCAAAAACAAGUGUCCGUGUUUGUUGCAACAGUCCUGUCACGCAGCUGCUAUGGCCAAGGCAUCCCUCAUGCGCAGUCAGGUAUCUGUGGCGUCUUCAGUGGCAGCAGCAGCCGCUGCAAUAGGGUCUUCGUCUCCCAUCGCAUCCAACAAACGCCCCUCGACCAAUCCCUUCUCGCCUCUGUUUUCUGGCUUCUCUGGCGCCGGCGGUGGUAACGCGGGUCUUGGAUUGAGUGGAGACUUCAGCCAGUUCUUCAAUAGUCGAGCAGGGCAAAAGGACCUCCAUCUGCACCAACCGUCUCAAGGUCAGCAGCCGCCGACAUCUCAAUCAGCCACUGCCCAGCAUAAGUCCACCGACCAAGGAACUGGAAAUCCUACCUUCACAGACCAGCCGAUGGAGUCCGGUCUGCCGACAGAGGCGGCCGCAUUGGAACUCCUUCUGCGGCACCUGCAGUUCCCGACGCAACAGCCGCUACUUAGCCCUGCGACCUCGAGGCAACAGCAGCAGCAGGCGCCGUCACAACAGCCGAUCACCUCGUCCGUUGGCUCCGGAUCUCUCAGUUUCCCCCUGCCUGACGUACAGGCACUCGCCGGUUUCAAGCCGACUGACCUGCUGGCCACCCUCGCCAGAGCUGCAGCGGUGGACCCCGGCUGCGCUGCGCGAACAGUUCCGGUCACCACCAGCGGCGCCGUGGCAGCACCCGCCGCAUUUGAGAAUCCCCUGGGCAGCAAUUCCCUCCUUAAUUUCCUCACUGGACAAGUCGCGGCAGCGGCGGCAGCAGCAGCUGCUUCGGCACCCCCACCGCCGCCACCUCCUCCACCACCGCCUCCACCCCCACCACCGCCACCCCCAGUUCAGAAUUUGGAGGCUGCUCUGACUCCCGAACAGAAGGCUCUCUUCCUUUUCGCUCAGGCAGUGGCCUCCCUCUCUUCUGUCAAGCCGACGGAGGAGACGGUUCCAAAGAAUCCCAAUCUCUUACCCAGUCUGAUUCAGACCUUCGGUCUACUACCACCAUCCAACGCAUCCUGCAGUGGCAGUGAUACUGGCAGUGGCGGCGCGUCUAGUCUCCUAACCAGUUCCACCGUUGCGCCGGCUGUAGAGACACUGGCUGGUCUCAAUCCUGACCUCCUUAACUCCUACCUGAAUGCCAUUCGAAAGAUUGCUGCCUCCGGCAACUCCAGUAAGAACAGCAACGACGUCACAACCUCCUCUGCCAACACGCGACCAACGGCUACAUCAGCUGUGUCGCAGUCUGGUGACAGUGAAUCGCACUGA
Messenger RNA from Spirometra erinaceieuropaei, 5658 nucleotides. Lineage: Eukaryota; Metazoa; Platyhelminthes; Cestoda; Diphyllobothriidea; Diphyllobothriidae. The record is from the annotation of a GenBank genome assembly.